AUGUCAUCCAAAACGAAAGAGCGCAAGACGGCUCCCGUGUCCCACAAAGUGAUCGAGAAAAGACGCAGAGAUCGGAUCAACCGCUGUCUGAAUGAACUUGGCAAAACUGUACCAAUGGCAUUGGCAAAACAGGGCACGGGGAAGCUGGAGAAGGCGGAAAUUUUGGAAAUGACAGUUCAGUAUCUAAGGGCUCUGCACUCGUCCGAUUUCGCCAGAGGAAGAGAAAAAGGCGAACUGCUAGCAGAGUUUGCGAAUUAUUUCCACGCGGGUUAUCACGAGUGUAUGAAGAACCUGGUGCAUUAUUUAACCACGGUGGAGCGCAUGGAAACCAAAGACACUAAAUACGCCCGAAUUCUCGCCUUCCUGCAGUCUAAAUCUCGCCGAUGUUCCGAUCCCAUAUUCGGGCCGAUUUCCUCUCACGACACGGAAUAUUCGUAUCAACUUCACCCUGUUCCAGAGUUUACAAACUCGCGUUUAAACGAGUCCCUGUUGCAGCAAGGGGCUGGGGUGGCAAGAACACAAGCAGUGCACUGGCAUGGGUCAGCUCGGAGUCCGGGACUCCCCUUUAUUCCGAGCCCAACCAUACCGAUUUCAAACCCAGGCCAGCAACAUAAUUUCCUGCAUUCUGUACAAAGCCUUGAUCGCCACUACAUUAAUUUGAUUGGACAUUCCCACCCAAAUGCAUUUAGUCUUCACAACUCUCAGCACACAAAUUUAUAG
Molecule: messenger RNA, 720 nt
Organism: Hypanus sabinus (Atlantic stingray)
Lineage: Eukaryota; Metazoa; Chordata; Chondrichthyes; Myliobatiformes; Dasyatidae
Gene: helt
Product: helt bHLH transcription factor
Exons: 4
Coding region: 1-720 (239 amino acids)
Biological process (GO): anterior/posterior pattern specification; regulation of transcription by RNA polymerase II; regulation of neurogenesis
Cellular component (GO): nucleus
Molecular function (GO): DNA-binding transcription factor activity, RNA polymerase II-specific; RNA polymerase II cis-regulatory region sequence-specific DNA binding; protein dimerization activity
Source: RefSeq, a predicted model, not a curated record